Molecule: messenger RNA, 2781 nt
Organism: Colletotrichum lupini
Lineage: Eukaryota; Fungi; Ascomycota; Sordariomycetes; Glomerellales; Glomerellaceae
Product: major facilitator superfamily transporter
Exons: 14
Coding region: 1-2781 (926 amino acids)
Biological process (GO): transmembrane transport
Molecular function (GO): transmembrane transporter activity
Source: RefSeq, a predicted model, not a curated record
AUGGGUAAGGGGGCACGCCGCGCCGCACGCACACACAUGCCUACACACUCACACACCCCCCGACUGCGCAUGGCUUCUCAGGCCCCACGGCCGUCAUGCCGGGCAGUUGGAUCCCUUCCCACGACGUGGGACCUUUCGCCGCCGCAUCUCCCUGAAUCCCUCCCCGGUGGACAAAUCCAAAUUUUUUUGCUUCCUCGACCCAGGCAAUGGUACGGUCCCGGUGGCCUGUCCCCCAGCUGGGUCUGGUCUGUGUCUGGGGUGGCCCUGGGCUUUGACGUCUCUUGGUCCUCUCAUCGUCACCGUCCGCGCUCCCUUCAUAUUAAGUUGCUUGCUUCCCCAGAGCUUGCUACUUUUUCUUUGGUCUCGCUCUGCUUGUUUUAUCUUUGCUUUUCCACCGUUGCUUUUCAUGGUUACAUCAUCAGUCUCGAGCAUCAACACGCUUUCCUCCCUUCCACGAGACUAGCAAAACAAAUUCUUGCCCACACCAAUCUGGACCACCAGCUCCACGAUACCGUUUUUCUCCCUCGAUUCUUGAGCCCACCGAAGACGUUGCAGGAACUGCACCUGCCAACUGCGCAUACACCGAGGAUCAACCAAGAUGAAGAGGACCGGCUACAUGACGGGAGGCCGUCGAGGCGGCUCCUCGGGGAGCAUGAAGUCCAAGCUUCCGCCCUUUCCCACGACACAGAUGUUUCGCUCUGCAGAAUAUGCGAACCGAUUGCAUUCAUGUCCAUCUUCCCCUACGUCUAUAAGAUGGUCGAACACUUCAACAUCACCGAAGACAAGAGCAAGAUUUCCGUCUACGCCGGCAUGAUCACAUCCGCAUUCACUUUGGCCGAGUUUUCCACAGGAGUCGUUUGGGGAAGACUGAGCGACAAGAUUGGUCGCAAGCCUGUCCUCUUGAUGGGCCUCUUUGGCACGGCCUUGAGCUCUUUGGUUUUCGGAUUUGCCCCCAACUUGACGGUUGCACUCAUUGCGCGAGCUCUCGGUGGUCUGUUGAACGGAAAUAUUGGUGUCCUGCAAACGACUGUCGCGGAGUUGGUUACGGUCAAGGAGCAUCAGCCCCGCGCAUACACUAUUAUGCCCCUAGUUUGGUGUCUUGGCUCAAUUGUCGGACCUGCUCUUGGUGGCUUACUCGCCGAGCCUGUUCAAAGUUACCCGCAGUACUUCAAAGCGGGCUCGAUCUGGGACCAGUACCCUUUCCUCCUGCCCAAUCUUUUCAGCGCCGCCACUGUCUUCUGCGGAGUUGUCAUCGGUCUGCUCUUUCUGGAAGAAACCCACGCUGAGCGCAAGAAGAGGAGAGACCCCGGUGUGGAGUUGGGAAAGCGCAUCAUCUCGUGGGUGUCGGCCAAGAGCUGCCAAAUCCCUGCGCGGAAGGCGGAGAAGCAGGCACUGCUCGACGAUGAUGAGCUCCCCGGCUACCGCACGAACGAGAGCUCUCCUCAACUUGUGGGAUCCGAGUCUACUAUCCCCGAGCCAACCGAGACUCUGAACCUCACAGAGGCAUCAAUCAUUGACGAAAUUGCUGAGCCGCCCAAGGUGAUCUUUACCAGACCUGUCAUCUUGAACAUCAUCUCCUACGGCAUCCUGGCCUUCCACACCAUGACCUUUGAUCAACUGUUCCCCGUCUUCCUCAGCACGACGCCUCGCGAGCACCCGGACGUUCACCUUCCUUUCAAGUUCCCCGGCGGCUUCUCGAUGGAGACCAAGUCCAUUGGCAUCAUUCUCGCGGUUCAGGGUGUCUACUCCAUGAUCUCGACAGUCUUCAUCUUCCCAUGGGUUACCAGACGCCUCGGUCCUCUCCGGCUGUUCAGACUAUUGGCUAUUUCUUACUUCUUGCUCUACCUGACGACACCCUACCUAGCUCUGUUGCCUGAGAACUUGCGAAUCAUCGGCAUCUAUAUCAUGGUUAUCUGGAAGUGCACCUUCUCGACCAUGGCCUACCCCAGCAAUGCGAUUCUGCUCACAAACUCGGCACCGAGCCUCAUGUCCCUCGGAACUAUUAACGGCGUUGCCGCCUCGACAGCGAGCUUGUGCAGAGCGUUCGGGCCGACCAUUUCGGGCUUCCUUUACACUCUUGGUAUUCGAACCGGCUACUCCGGACUUGCUUGGUGGACCAGCGGUGCCAUUACCAUUUUCGGCGCCUUCCUAAGCAUGCAUCUUACCGAGCCCCGUGGACGCUUGGACGAGCCUGUCAGAGAUAUCGAGACGGCAGUGGAACCCACUGAGAUUGAGGGCCUGCUAGUUCCCCUGGACGACGACGAACACGAGGUUGAGGCCGGCCCCAGCCGGAGAUCCGGGCUGCAUGACUGGAUUUCAGUUCUUGCGACGAUCCUCGACCAUUUGUUUUUGUAUACGGAUUGUUCUAUUGGACAAGGAGUUGGAAAUACCAUGGAGGCCCAAGGGAACAGCCGACACUGGAAAGAGAUGGGAGACAGAAGACAGGGAAACCGCAAAGGGCGCAACAAAGAGAAAAAAGCAAAUGGCAUUUUUGGGGGGAAUACCACAGAGGACCGGACGUACCAAACCAACCCGAGGAAAGAGAAGCGGAGGAGCGGGAAGGAUUUUGGCAAGGAAGGGAAUUUUUCUCCUCUGCCGGGAAACUCGAUUUGUUCUGUGGGGGCCUGUGAAGACUUGCAAAGCUUUGAUUACAACUGUAAUGACAACCGUGACAACUUACAACCCCAUGAGCUUGAAGGCCGCGGCGUCUUUUCUCUCGGGCGGUUUCUGUUCAGCGCCAAGCGAAACAUUGGUGACGUACAUGCUCGUACAUGGGAUUGA